GUAUGAGUGUUUCUGCUUUCACUGCUGCUCCAGAGACAACAGAAGAGGACCGAAAUAUGCUCUGAACAAGCCGGAAACUGCUUCACUUUUUUUUGACUCGCAACAGAAACAAAACUUGAGAGAAACUGCAAAAAAGAGACAAUAAGACAAGAAAGCAAGAUAGCGAGUCGUGCAGGUGGAACACGUUGCUGACCGGGGAACCACAUCACAGCUUCUCGACUCACCUGAGGCCGAGCAGAAAGACUAAAAUGUCCCUAGAGACAUAUUCAGCGCUGGACGAGUCCUCCCUGCGAGCCCUGCUGGAUGGAACCGUGGACCUGGACGAGAGACGCCUCAUCCGUUCAGCCAUCCGGGAGUUAAGGAGGAGGGAGAUUGAGGACAUGGAGGCUGCCCUGGCCAGCAAGAGGUUUCGACCCACACGCCUCAACCAGCAGGAGGACAAGGAGAACCAGCACAGGUCUGAAUCGAGCAACAACUUGGACAUUCUGUCACAGAAACUACAAUCAAUCCGGGACAUUGACGAGCUCACGAAAAUGCUCCGUGCAGCCAGUGAGUAUGAAGAGAGGAAGAUGAUCCGAGCAACCAUCCGACAAAUCAGAGACGAACAGCAGCAAGGGACUGUGGAUCUGGGUAAAGGUUCCGCUCGCUGCCUGGAACCUGAGAAUGUGGAGCCCCAGAGCAGCAUGGGAACUGAGACCGAGCUGGAGAGUCACAGUGAGCGUAUCAGAUCUCAAAACCAGGAGUUGCGCAGCCAGCAGACACAACAAAGCAGAGAGCUGCAGAGAAUAAGGUCCAACUCAGGCAUGGUGUUGGUACUUGAUCAGCUGGUAAAGGACGAUGGCUCUGGACCGCUGAUGAUCCAGCAUCAGCGCGACGCUGUGACCACAGAGCCUGACCUGGUUCUGUCUCAGCGUCAAAGGUCAGACUCCUCAGCUUCAGACCUCAGCGUGAAAAAAUCCAAUAUGGAUUCUGUGGGCUCAGACAAGAGUCUGGGCUCAGCCUUCAGAGCCCGGCUGGACUCUGGAGCCUCCGACAAGAGCCAGAGUUCCUCCCAGCGUGGUCGGCUGGACUCUGGGGCAUCAGAGCGAAGCACCAGCUCCCAGUCUUACAUGAGACAGAGACUGGGCUCAGAUGUCUCUGAUUCAUGUGUCAGACCUCGUCUCGGCUCUGGGACUUCAGACAGCAUCGGCUUGUUGUCAAGGAAACGGACGGAUUCUAUGACAUCUGACCAGAGUGUGAGUAUGUCCUCUGAGGAGAGGGGUCCAGCAGAGGAGGCGGAAGUUGCCACAAGUGGCUCAACUUACAGCACAGAUUCAGAAAGCGAGAGCAGAAGCCAAGAUCCAGUCAACAUCCAGGCUGAGUCUAACCAGAACCAGACUGCUGACCAGGAGCAGCCUGAUGGGGCUGUUUUAUCUCGAAGAGAACCUGCGAUUGGGCUGCUUAACGGCAACACAAAGGGAAAAACUGACUUCCAGAAACAAAAGAUAACCGUUAACAGCGACCUGUCCAUCACUCAUGGAAAAGUAAAGGAUUCUGCACCUGAGAAGAAAGAUGUUAUACUGGAACAGUUCAGCCGCACCAACUCUGUUCGCGAUCGAAUGCGCAAGUUCACAGAACCCCAGAGCCCGAGUGUUCCACCUUUAAAGAAAACUCCGCUGAGGAACGGGACCAGCGGCGGCCAGACAAAUUUCUCCAGAGCUGCAGAGCUGUUUACGCACACGGCAGCAUCCCUCAGCACAUCUGGAGACAGGCCAGCCAGGCCUCGUGUGGACUCCACAUCUGUCACCUCCGCUGCAUCCCAGAGUCAGGCCACACCUCAGCCGAGAGGUGUGGCCAGCAAACCUCUGUCCUCAGCCAGCCAAUCGCAGAACUCCAUGGGCGGGACGAGGCAUCCAGCUGAAAAAGAUGUGCAUGCCUCCAGUAACUCAAAGGAAGACGGGACCCCAGGGAGAGCAGCUGGAACAAAGGUCACCCAGGGAGAGGCAGACCCGGACAUGAAGACUUUCCUCACCAUUGAGAUCAAGGAUGGGCGCACCACCACGUCCACGGCAUCGGCCCCCAGAGGCAACAUCGUACCCAUCACCACCAUGACGCCGCGCAUCACCACCAAUGCUCUCGGGCAAAGACAAGAGUUGACCCUCGGUCUAAGAGCAACACCCUUCAAGAUCUCCUCAUCCAGUAUCACCUCUGGACCCUCCAUCAAGAUGGAGGCGGAGCCCGUUGUUGCGUCCGAGCCAGUGUUUUCAGCAGGAUCGUCAUGUCAUGUCCCAGCCAUCCCCAACGGCUCCAGCACUCAGGCCAAACCCCUCGACUGCUCCGGCAAACUGACCGCUGAACAGCUGGCUGCGAUCGAGGACGAAGAGCUCCUCGACAAAAUGCUCGAUGAGUCAAAAGACUUUGAGGAGAGGAAGAUGAUCCGCGCAGCCAUGAGAGACCUUCGCAAGAAAAAGAGAGAGGCCAUGCUGGGAUGUACUCAAGAGGAAAUAGACCAGAGAGAAAAGGAGCGCGAGACCCGUCUGCAGGAGCUCCGGCAGCAGAGAGAAGACAGAGCACAGAAAGGUCGCGCUGGGGCCGGAGCUGGAGCCGGAGCCGGAGAGGUGGUGAUGAGGAAGGUGGAGAAGUCAGCAGAUGGCUCGACCCUCAGCCAAGUCACCAAGACAGACCGCUUCACUCAGUCUGACGAUGGGAGCAGAUCAACACGCAGCACUGUUGUUGAGGCCAGUUAUGUGACGAAAACAGACAGAGGCACAGUUCAGUCAAAAUCAUACAGCUACACCUCCUCCUCCUCCUCUAACACAAGCAAAAAAGUGGGCAGUGUGUUUGAUCGUGAGGAUGACACGUCGUCUCGGAGUGGCAGCAGUGGGUUGGCGGCGGUGGAGCGACGGCAGGCUGAGAGACGCAAAGAACUGAUGAGGGCUCAGACGCUGCCAAAGACGUCUGCCAUGCAGGCCCGUAAAGCCAUGAUAGAGAAGCUGGAGAAGGAAGGAGGCGGCCCUGGAAAUCAGGCGGUGGCCAAGGUAAACAAGGUCCAGCGCUCCACCAGCUUUGGUGUACCCAAUGCAAACUCCAUCAAGCAGAUGCUGCUCGACUGGUGUCGUGCCAAGACCCGCUCAUAUGAGCAUGUGGACAUUCAGAACUUUUCAUCCAGCUGGAGCAACGGCAUGGCAUUUUGUGCCCUUGUGCACAAUUUCUUCCCCGAUGCCUUUGACUACAGCUCACUGAGCCCCAGCAACCGCAGGCAAAACUUCGAGGUGGCCUUCAGCGCUGCAGAGACCCACGCCAACUGCAUGCCUUUGCUGGAAGUGGAGGACAUGAUGAUCAUGGGUAAUAAACCCGACUCCAAAUGUGUCUUCACCUACGUACAAUCUCUGGUCAACCACCUGCGCAGAUACGAGAUGUCCAUGGGUCGACCCUGUGACCUCUGACCUGUGUUCAGGUGGCAUCGGUCCUCCUCUCCUCACAAGCUGGGUCAAAUAGUUGCACAUCUCUAAUGGACAAAUUGGGGAUUGUGUGUGUGUGUGUGUGUUUGUUUUUGUCAGUUUGCUUAUUAUCUUUGUUGGCAGUGGUGACGUGUAUCGACUAUUGCAGUUCUGUUCUGGAUACAGAAGAGAACUCCCUCCAGACAGUGAGAGCCAAAGUUUUUUAAAAGACCUUUUAAGGUUUAAAUUUUUACGUCUUUCUUUAUACUCAAACUCCACUUCGUAAUAGGUUAUAUUCAACAAGUAGUUGUGUCGCUUUUCUAGAACACUAAAGAACUGCUUAAAAGAGAAAGGAGUGACAUUUUUAUAGCGUUUCCCCUUUUAAAGUAUUUGUACCUACAGAUUUCUUUUCUGCUCUUUUCAAAUUACUGUAAUUUGCCGGCACUUCUUUUGGCAAUUCCACUGAAAGAGAAAAAUGCACCCAUCCGCAUGAUGCAUUAUUUCAUCUUUAUGUCGGUACUUUGUCAUUUCAAACCAAAUUCUGUUUGCUUGAAGUAUUUUAAUUAAGUUAUUAUUAAUAUUCUCGUGUUGAUGUAAUCAAUUAGCAUAUUACUUUUUAAUCCAUGAGCACAGGGAUGUUUUGUCGUCAUUAUUCAAGUGGAUUUUUUACUGUUGCAGUCAAGUGCUGAGUAAUGUCACUUCUUUUCUAAACUCCACAGAGCUACUGAGAACAUGUUGGAGGUUUUAUGGUCUUCUGUGAUCUUAUCAUCAUAAUACUGUUUGACUGCAAAAACGACUGCAGUUAAACAAGCUUUUUGUGUAAGUACAAAGAAAAAAGGAGUGAGUCUAUCGUACAGCUGAUUUGUAUCAUUAUUUGAUGUUUGCUGACGUCGCCCUGCCAAACACACUCACACACAGCUCUUCUAGAGGACUCCUUAUUUAUGCUUGAGUAGACUUUUUUAAAAAUAUAGAAUUUCUUUUGUUAGUGUGUACAUUAUGCUUUUACAAGUUUUGUUUAAAGUAAGUCGAUAAGCUUAAGCUACCACAAUGUUUUCUGAAACCAAUUGCUUUUUGUUUGAAAGCCGGCUUUCAGUAAUCAUGACUGAUACCUGCUAAUUGUAUAUUUAUCGGCAUGAAGCUAAGAAAAGUUUUAAUGAAGAUUUUUAUUUCUUUGUUCCUUUUGAGAAGAUGUCUAAAAUUCUGAUUUUGAUGAAACGUAUUUCUUAAAGCUCUGUUUCUGGUAGAUUUGAGAAAUUAUUUGAGAUAUUACUCAACUGCUGCCAACUGAAAAACAAAGCCUUCCAUGAAGCAGUGAGUGUUGUACAUAAGAGCUUAAACACGUUAUAAUUUCAUGUUUCUGUGCACCACAGUUAAAUGUGAAUUAACAAUUAAACCAAUUGAAGAACUGAA
Messenger RNA from Amphiprion ocellaris (clown anemonefish), 4829 nucleotides. RefSeq names its product smoothelin b (gene smtnb). The transcript is spliced from 20 exons. Gene Ontology annotation, biological process: actin cytoskeleton organization. The record is from RefSeq and is a predicted model, not a curated record. Lineage: Eukaryota; Metazoa; Chordata; Actinopteri; Pomacentridae. Gene Ontology annotation, cellular component: filamentous actin; microtubule organizing center. Bases 249 to 3425 code for a protein of 1058 amino acids. Gene Ontology annotation, molecular function: protein binding.